This is a messenger RNA of Columba livia (rock pigeon), 4853 nucleotides long. RefSeq names its product solute carrier family 6 member 9 (gene SLC6A9). NCBI's taxonomy places the organism in Eukaryota, Metazoa, Chordata, Aves, Columbiformes, Columbidae. Gene Ontology annotation, biological process: glycine import across plasma membrane; synaptic transmission, glycinergic; neurotransmitter transport. Gene Ontology annotation, cellular component: plasma membrane. The record is from RefSeq and is a predicted model, not a curated record. The coding region runs from base 1329 to 3230 and encodes 633 amino acids. Gene Ontology annotation, molecular function: glycine:sodium symporter activity. The transcript has 14 exons.
GCCUCUGGGAGAGUCACCCUGUAGCACCCAUGUGUUGCAUCCCCAUCCGUACCUGGCUCUACCAGGGGAUGCUGCAGCCUCGGGCAUCCCUGCAUCCAUACUGUCACUCCCCUGCACCUUGCACACUCCACUCCUUGGAAGGCUGGGAGAUGAAGCCAGCAGCAUGAUGCAGGCAGGCAGCCUUAUCAGUGCCUGGCAGACCUUGAAGGGAGGGGCGGCCCAUCCCUUUAGGCGCUGUCCUCUCACAGGGCACAGGAUGCAUCCCUGCGCUGAACGCAGGGCCAGGGCUACCAGGCUGGCAUCUUUUGUCUGACUGGCAAUAGGUGUGUGGUGGGGAGGAGGUCUGGCUGCCAGCCCUACAUCUCACACCUCUGAGAGGUCCCUGUGCAAUGCAAGGAGCCAGGCUUGUGGCAGUGACAUCUCAGCUCCCCUUAGAAAUGCAGCUGCUCCUGGGGAGGAGUUUGGCGGUGGGACGUCGUAUCUGCUGGUUGCAGCCUGCCUGCACUGAGAGGCUGUUGCUGGGGCUGGGGGCUUGUCCAGCAUCCUCUGGCCUCCUGCUUUUUAUCUCCACCACCCACCCAUGCUUCCUCCCCACAGCUUCAGAGCCUCAUGCCCCUCUGCCAAUCACUCCAGACCCCUGGCAGCCUGGGAUGGGCCCUGGAGUGCUCAGCGGUGGUGGUGGAAGUGUUUGGGGACGCUUGAUGGGGGUCAGGGGUCCUUCCCCAGCCAGCAAGGACACCAAAUGCUAGUGUAGGAUUUGCGAACACUGGUACUGUCACACAGACAAGCAAACUGGUGUUUCGCCAGAGCGACUGUCCCUCUUGGUGUGGUGAGGUCCUAGAACUUCCCUGGGGCCUCCAGCAGCCCCAGGCUGGGGCAGGAGUAAGGGCAGGAGAGGCGGCUGCCCAUGCCCAUGCCUUGUCCAGCAGCACCUGGCGCCUGGCAGAGCCCAGUGGCUCAGCCCCCCUGCACAGCACGUGCAUGCGAUGCACCGGGGCAGAAGGCAAUCGUUUCCCAUCUGUGUCCUGCGCGGCAGCUGAGCCCUGAGCUGGCUCUGCUCAGUGCCCAGUCCCGGCACUGCCGUGUACUGCAGCCAUUUCGGCUCCAGCUCUCACUGGGGGAGAGUUUGCGGGACCCCGGCUCCUGCCCGCGGCCCCCAACACCCACCUGCUGGGAGGUGGCAGCCAGCUGCGUGCAAGGUCGUCUCUCCACACUGGCUUGCUCUGACGGUGGAUUGAAGCGUACCAGUGGUGCAACCAGCGUGACAGAGAGCGGGCAGUCGAGGCACCCCACAGCGGGCAGCCAGCACCAUACUCCAGUCUCCAGGGAUGGCCGAUAAGUGCAGUGAGGGGCUGCUGAACGGCGCCGUGCCCGGGGAGCGGGGCAAGCAGGACAAGAGCGUCAAGCGUGGCAACUGGGGCAACCAGAUCGAGUUUGUGCUGACCAGCGUGGGCUACGCCGUGGGGCUGGGCAACGUCUGGCGCUUCCCAUACCUCUGCUACCGCAAUGGGGGAGGUGCCUUCAUGUUCCCCUACUUCAUCAUGCUGGUGUUUUGUGGCAUCCCCCUCUUCUUCAUGGAACUCUCCUUCGGGCAGUUUGCCAGCCAGGGCUGUCUCGGCGUCUGGAGGGUCAGCCCUAUGUUCAAAGGCGUGGGCUACGGGAUGAUGGUGGUGUCCACAUACAUCGGGAUCUACUACAACGUGGUGAUCUGUAUUGCCUUCUACUACUUCUUUGUGUCCAUGACGCCUGUGCUGCCCUGGACGUACUGCAGCAACCCCUGGAACACACCCGACUGCGUGGGGGUGCUGGACGGGAACCUCUCCAGCCGCGCUGCCCUCAACCUCACCCACUUCUUCAACACCACCCAGAAGCGCACCAGCCCCAGCGAGGAGUACUGGAGGAGGUAUGUGCUGGACCUGUCUGAUGACAUCGGGAACCUGGGCGAGGUGCGGCUGCCCCUCCUGGGCUGCCUCGGCGUCUCCUGGGUCGUCGUCUUCCUCUGCCUCAUCAAAGGUGUCAAGUCCUCGGGGAAGGUGGUGUACUUCACGGCCACCUUCCCCUACGUGGUGCUCACCAUCCUCUUUGUGCGCGGAAUCACACUGGAGGGGGCCCUCACUGGCAUCAUGUACUACCUGACACCCCAGUGGGACAGGAUCCUCAAUGCCAAGGUGUGGGGUGAUGCGGCCUCGCAGAUCUUCUACUCGCUUGGCUGUGCUUGGGGCGGGCUCAUCACCAUGGCCUCCUACAACAAGUUCCACAACAACUGCUACCGGGACAGCAUCAUCAUCAGCAUCACCAACUGCGCCACCAGCGUCUAUGCUGGCUUCGUCAUCUUCUCCAUCCUGGGCUUCAUGGCCAACCACCUGGGCGUUGAUGUCUCCAAGGUGGCUGACCACGGACCUGGCCUAGCCUUUGUUGCCUACCCCGAAGCCCUCACCCUGCUUCCCAUCUCGCCCCUCUGGUCCAUCCUCUUCUUCUUCAUGCUCAUCCUCCUGGGGCUGGGCACACAGUUCUGCCUGCUGGAGACGCUGGUCACGGCCAUUGUGGACGAGGUGGGCAAUGAGUGGAUCAUCCGCAAGAAGACCUUUGUAACACUGGGAGUGGCCGUGGCAGGCUUCCUGCUGGGCGUCCCGCUCACCACACAGGCGGGCAUCUACUGGCUCCUGCUGAUGGAUAACUACGCCGCCAGCUUCUCCCUGGUUGUCAUCUCCUGCAUCAUGUGCGUGGCCAUCAUGUACAUCUAUGGGCACCACAACUACUUCAAGGACAUUGAGAUGAUGCUCGGCUUCCCACCUCCGCUCUUCUUCCAGAUCUGCUGGCGCUUCAUCUCACCUGCCAUCAUCUUUUUCAUCCUGGUCUUCACAGUCAUCCAGUACAAGCCCAUCUCCUACAAUGACUACGUCUAUCCCACCUGGGCCAUCAGCAUUGGCUUCCUCAUGGCGCUUUCCUCCGUCAUCUGCAUCCCCAUCUACGCCAUCUACAAAGUGUGCCGCUCUGAGGGAGACACGCUGCUGGAGCGCUUGAAAAAUGCUACCAAGGCAAGCAAGGACUGGGGCCCGGCGCUGGCAGAGCACCGCAGCGGGCGCUACGCCCCAGCAUGCAGCCCCUCCACCGAGUCCCACCUGGAGGUGCAGCCUCUGCAACCGGAGAAGAGCCGGAGCGAGGUGGCGGCUGCCUCCUCUGUGCAGGGCAGCAACGGCUCAGCCCACAGCCAGGACUCCAGACUGUGACCCCCCCGCCAUCCCUGCACCCCCUCUAACCCCUCCCGCGCGGUGACACUUUCGCACCUUCCGCUGGCGGAGCCUGGCUCCGGGCCGCACCGGACUGCGGGGGGCUCUCAGCGCCAGUCCCCGAGACCCCCACCUCCUCGUCGGUUAACCACUCCCCCUUCCCCCGUGGCGUUCGUUAACCCUUGUGUUUACGGUAACCUUUGUGCGAGACGCUGGGACAAGAGAGGAGGGGGCACAGCCCCGGGAGGGCAGGAGCCAGAGGCACUUUGCAGGGGCCCUGUCCCAAAGGGAUGCACAUGAUGGAGGGGAGCAGGAUGCUCCCCAGCUCCCAGCCCCCCUGCAGUCAGGCAGCCUGCCCUGCUGUGGGGCACCCUCUUGGCCUAUCCAUGGGGAUAGUGUGGGGUGGGACCAAGGCUGGGGCUCGCAGGGGCUGCCUGUGGCUGCCCCAAGCUGUAUGCGCACAGGGCUGUCAUGUCAAGGGUUGGCACUGUAGGGACCCUUGGCCCAGGUAGGCACUUGCUGUGGCUCAGAGCCUGCAGGGUCCCACGGGUGGCCAUGGCCAGGGACAGUGCCAGGCACUGGGCCUGGACAGGGAGAUGGGGGCAUGCUGCCUGCACGGGCAGUGGGAUCUCAUAGCACAAGACACAAGCACUUAGAGCACACGUGCAUGUGUGCAUGUCCCUCUCAGACACAGUACAGACGGGCAUGCACGCAGCACACGUGGGCACGCACAUAUGCACUGUACCCCAGGGCUGUGCAGGCAGCAAGCUGGUAUCCCCCUCUCCCCAUGAACCCCACCACCCCACAGCACUCUGCAGCCCCGUUUGGGGGCUGUGGGUACUCACCUGGGUGACCAGGCACUGCCCACAAAGCCGGGCACAGCCGUGAGCAGUGCGGGCACAGCCUGGCACUGCUGCCUGCCCCGCGGUGCGGCAGGAGGCUGGGGAGCACAUAAGCCUGGCUGAGGGGUGAUGGGGCAGGGCCGGGGUCCAGCUCUCCCUAGCAGCCCUGGCACAGGCAGGGGGGACAUUCCAUGGUGCUAAGGGGGAGCAGGAUGGACUGGCCCCCCCAGCUGCUGCUAGCGAGAGGAACCAGCGGAGACAUGGAGGGCUGUGCCAGCCCGCUCGCUCCGAGCCAUCCGAGGACACUCAGUCCCCAAGCAGUAUUAGUGGAGCAAGAUGCACUGGCAAGGCUGGGUGGUUUUUAAAUCUGUCUUCCAGCUCCAGCCAAAGGGCUUGGAGCUAUCUAUUUGGGGUAGAUGGGGUGGGACCUUUCCCACCUUGCUGCUCCCCUCCCAGCCGGAGCCCUGUGCUCCCCAUGCACAGCCCCGAGGCUGGCACAGGGACAAAGCACGGCUUGGCACGGCAGUGGCAGGUGGUGGGCGCUGAGCCCCAGCAGGACGUUCCAGCUCCCCCGGCCCCAUCCCGAGCCCUCCGCCGAGCCGCGGCGAGGGGCGCAGGUUCCUGCAUGGUGCCCGUGCCCUGCCCCAUGUGUCACGCCGCUACUCUUCACCUCUAAUCGUUAGCAAUAAUGCGCGCGUCCCUGGGCGGCGCUGCCUGUGCCAGUGUCUCCCGGUGUAGAGUUCUAAAGUAUCCUAGAUUUUAAUGAGAUUUAUAUUCCUCA